Molecule: messenger RNA, 975 nt
Organism: Bemisia tabaci
Lineage: Eukaryota; Metazoa; Arthropoda; Insecta; Hemiptera; Aleyrodidae
Source: RefSeq, a predicted model, not a curated record
AGGUGUCCCGAUCAAUAAGGAGCAAAGACCCGCGGGUCCCCCGGCCCCGUCGGCGCGGGCUCUAACCUCUCACGCAGAAAAAGCGGAGCCUCUCGCGGAGCAUCGCUCCCGUCGCCUGUGUGAGUGCGUUCGAGUUCUCGGUGUGCGUUUUAUUUAAUUUUAGACUCCUUGCACCGGAGUGUUAAGGUUAGAGAUGCCCGGACCGCGGUUUGAGCCUCGCCGCAUGAGCGCCGUGCGCUGAAACGCUGAAACGCUGAAACUCCAGCCGAAAGCGUCUUCCCUCGCCCUCCCGUCAGCUGAUUCCCGCUCCAGGAUGAGUCGGGUCGUGUGAGGUGUUGUGAAGUGCGUGCUCGAGGUGCUACGAACGGAUUACGCUGUCGUCAUGUUCGCCCUGUGGUUUGGAUACUUGGGCUGGCACGAAUGGAGUUUCCUAGGUGCGUCACAGCCCUCUACGUCAGCCCAAAAUGGAACCAAAACUCAGGAUAAAGUUAGCCCCAGCGGACCGCCUGAGCCGUCAAAACCGCCAGCGCCCACCCCAAAAGAGGCACCUCCCCCCAAACCUGCGCCCAUCACGCCCCCACCGCCGAAAUCCUCUCCCAGUCCCCCCAAAACUCCGAAAGAAUCGCCCCCUCCAAAGACUCCACCUAGCUCUCCUCGCCAGGCCCCUGGCAAAGGUCCCCCCGCGAAAACUCCACCGAAAACUCCGCCGGAUACCCCAAAAGCUCCCCCAAGCCCCACCAGAAAAGCCCCCCAACCCCCCAAGGUUCCGCCGAACACUCCACUGAAAGCACCUGAGGAGGGACCCUUUUCAACACCCGCAAAAGAUGACGAUUCUUCAACGAAACCCCAACCGAGCCUACGGCCUGAGCCUGCAUUUAAACCCGCCGGAAUUUCCACGCCAAAAAAGACUGAUCUAUCCACCAAAGGGAUGAAAGAUAGUUCGCUAAGCUUUCUAAGCGCAGAGCAAGGCAUCUA